UGUUAAUAACGGAGCCUUCCUGAAACCGGGCCGCCUCAGGGAGUAACGGUGGCCUUACCGUGGCAAGGGGCGCUACUGCGGUGGACUAUAUAUUUCCCCACAAAAUUUUUUGACCACUGGGCCCGCCUCGUCGGGCAGGUGGUCGUACGACCAAGAUGAAUACAAAUAAAAACAAAAACAUAAAUUACGAAAAUAAUGAAGAUGAAUGGAAGUUGCUCGUUAAAGCUCUUAGGAGAAGAGAGGGUUACGACUCCAACAGUGAUGAGAGCUCGGCAGGAGAGAGGGAGCAUUUAGCAAGCCCUAGCAAAGAAGCGGAGAGAGCAGAGGCCAAAAAGGCGCGGAAAAGAGAGCGGAAGAAAGCUCUAUCGCAAUAUAAAGCGGCACUGCGCAUAAUCAAGCGCUUUGGAGCCGUGGUUUACCUGACAAGCCGUGAGAAGGAGCGCUUAGCGUGGGCAAGAGAGACGGUAAGGUCAGAACGUGCACAGUUCGAUAGAGAACAUUAUGCUACAACAAAUCGGAGAUACCCUAACAGUAUAGAGGAGAAGCACGCUAGUGGCGAGUUUGAAAGGAAGCGCCUUGCGAAAAAUGAUACGAUAGACGAUAAACCACUUCACAAGGCCGUAAGGCGGGAAAACCGCGACGACAAUGAUCCGUCGACUUCGAAGGCGGCUUUGUUAAAGAGCAGCGCGCAAGCUAAGAACGGCGAAGAUAUAGAUGGGAUCCCAGAUUCUGUAGGAUUAAGUGAGGUAGCCGAGCAGCACCUGACUGUCGCGCUGCUGGAUCAUAGUGAUCCCUAUGGCAAGAUGACCACUGAAAAGUGGAAAUCUGUAGAGGGUGAGCUAUUGAGUCUAAUGAUCAGGCAAAUGCAUGAAGAGCCGGACAAACCCAUGCCUACAUUUGACGGCGAAGGCUGGUUUUACGGGGUCAAGCUCCUUAAAUGCAAGGACAGCGCAGCACUGGAAUGGCUAAAGCAAGCAGUUCCAAACCUACAAAGGCAAGGGGACAAUGCACACUUAGAAGUGGUGGACAGAGUUCUGAUCCCCACAAUUCCGAAGGCGAAGGUAUGGAUCCCCUACGUGGUGAAGUCGGAUUACGCCCUGCGCUUGUUACAGGCACAAAAUCCGAAUAUACCAACACGGGAUUGGAAGGUACUUCACGUAUCUAAGACGACGGAUGAGGGCCAGAGCUACAUACUCCAAAUCAACAAAGAGGCUGAAGACUUGUUGUACCCAGAGUAUGGCAAAAUGUCGUGGGGUAUGGGCAGCAUAUAUUUGCGUCUGAAAAAGCGUAACCUAAAAGACGAUAACACAAAUACGCUAGAAGUAGGAGAAAUCGAGAAAGAUCUAGGUUUCGAUAACGUGACUGGCCUGAAAAUAGUGGACGAGGCAGCUAAGGAUGGUGAUGAGGUACUAGAAGUGCAGAAUGAGAUGAAGGACGAGCGACUCGCUGAUGCUGAGGGUCCUUCAAGUAAAUCUUCAAUACAAUAAAUUUACUUCGAACGAGCUCCUCAUAACGGUGGAUUAGGAGUCGUUCGACGUGGGCUUGGGCCAAGAGCUUCGACUUGCGGCUGGCGGGGGGAUAUCCGGACUUAAUUCAGCGAAGUUCUGCUCAUACUACAUGAAGUUAGAAGGCAGGCACAGAGGACUUGGUGGAAGUGGCUACCGAACGGGA
Messenger RNA from Rhagoletis pomonella (apple maggot), 1671 nucleotides. RefSeq lists its product as uncharacterized. The coding region runs from base 156 to 1487 and encodes 443 amino acids. The record is from RefSeq and is a predicted model, not a curated record. NCBI's taxonomy places the organism in Eukaryota, Metazoa, Arthropoda, Insecta, Diptera, Tephritidae. The transcript has 2 exons.